This is a messenger RNA of Zingiber officinale, 2321 nucleotides long. RefSeq names its product sodium/calcium exchanger NCL1-like. Gene Ontology annotation, molecular function: calcium ion binding; calcium:proton antiporter activity. Gene Ontology annotation, biological process: calcium ion transmembrane transport; intracellular calcium ion homeostasis. The record is from RefSeq and is a predicted model, not a curated record. Gene Ontology annotation, cellular component: membrane. Lineage: Eukaryota; Viridiplantae; Streptophyta; Magnoliopsida; Zingiberales; Zingiberaceae. The coding region runs from base 43 to 1818 and encodes 591 amino acids. The transcript has 7 exons.
CAACGCUUGCUCCCUCUUCGACUACCUCGCCUUAGCACUUCAAUGGCACCGAGCCUCGCGUUGAUGCUGCCUCGGCUCCUCCUCCCCUUCCUAUUCCUCGCCCUCUUCCAUCUCAUCGCAAUUGGCCGCCCCAUCUCGACGCCGGCUGACGAGGCGCUCGCCGAUCUUCUGCUCUCGGACGGAAUCACUCCCGGCUCGACCUCAGAUUCCCAAACCCUACUCCUACCCUUCCUCCGCCGUCCGACCAUCUCCCAGAUUUUCGCCGCGGAUCAGUGCGAGCAGACGUAUGGAUUCCUCCCCUGCACCACUACGGUAGUCGGGAACAUGUUCCUCAUCGUCGUGUACGGAUUCCUGAUGUACAAGGCCGCGACGUACCUCUCCUCCGGGAGCGAGCUUCUCCUCAAAAUCAUGGGGCCGGGUAUUGUUGGUGGACUCUUCCUCCCGAUUCUUGGGGCUCUCCCUGACGCAAUGCUAAUUUUGGUAUCUGGGAUUUCUGGGAGUAAAGAAACUGCUCAAAAUCAAGUGUCGAUUGGAAUGGGUUUACUUGCUGGAUCAACAGUGAUGUUGCUUACUACUCUAUGGGGUUCUUGUAUUAUUGUGGGAAAAUCUGACCUUUCAGAUAAUUCAACCUCAAUUGAUCCACAAGAUACACAAAUCUUCAGUCUGUUUGGUUCUGGUGUUUCAACUGAUGUUGAAACAAGCUAUGCAGCGAGAAUUAUGGUGAUAUCCAUCAUCCCAUUUGUGAUAGUGCAACUGCCACAAGUUUUCAAUUUUCCCUCUGGACAACGUCUAGCAGUUUUGCUCUCUCUUAUUGUUGCAGUUGCACUCUUGGUUUCUUAUUGUGUUUAUCAGGUAUUUCAACCUUGGAUUCAGAGGCGAAGAUUAGCUUAUGUGAAGCACAAACAUGUAAUAUCAGGAAUUCUCAAACAUGCUCAGAUGCAAGCCCUUGGACGACUCGUGGAUAAUGAGGGAACACCCAAUGUAGAUGUCCUUAAAAGAUUGUUCCGUUCACUAGAUAUGGAUUCAGAUAGAUCACUAUCACGUGCCGAGUUGAGAGCUCUGAUCAUAGGUCUCCAAGUUGAUGAAAUAGAUUUGGAUAUGGACGAUGCUGUUGAUAAAAUCAUGGAUGAGUUUGAUACAUCACGAAAUUCAACAAUCGAAGAACAUGAGUUUAUUGCGGGAAUAUCAAAUUGGCUUACCGAGGCCAAACGUGAUGUUGGAAAUGCUUCAUCUUACUCAAAAAAUUUCAUGGAUGAUUUUCACACGAAAGCAAGGGGGGAACAUGACAGGCUGAUCUAUCAAAAUGAUGAAGUUGUAGAAAGGAUUGAUAAUCCUGGUCAGGUAGUCUCCAAUGCUAUUUUACUUUUGCUACUUGGAACCGUCCUUGCUGCUAUUUUUGCUGACCCGCUCGUAGAUGCUGUUGACAACUUUUCUCUUGCUACAAGCAUACCUUCAUUCUUCAUAUCAUUCAUUGCAAUGCCUUUGGCUACCAAUGCCAGUGAGGCUGUUUCAUCAAUUAUCUUUGCCAGCCGAAAAAAACAAAGAACUUCGUCACUCACUUUCUCAGAGAUCUAUGGAGGGGUAACCAUGAACAACACCCUUUGCUUGGCUGUCUUCUUGGCUCUGGUUUACUUGAGACACCUGACAUGGGACUUCUCAGCUGAAGUUUUGAUCAUUUUGAUCGUCUGCGUGGUGAUGGGCCUCUUCACCAGUUUCCGGACGACUUUCCCUCUGUGGACUUGCUUUCUUGCCUUCUUGUUCUACCCCUUGUCGCUGAUACUUGUCUAUGUGCUCGACUUUGUCUUUGGGUGGUCAUAGAGUAACAAAUUGCUGCAAGAAUUAAGCUACUCUUCUGGAUGAAUGCAGCGUAUGAGAUUCUCCUACCCUGUUGUUCAUGGUGUAUAGACAAAUCUAAAUCGAUUCAUUUCCAAAGCUUUCAGAAUUGUGGAAUCCUAUAAUUUGUAUGCUUUGAUUUGAAGGAUAUGCCGUCAAUUGCAAGUUUGUAACUCAUUUCUUCCUAGUAAAGUGGUGGUUACGACAAAUCAGUUGGUUACCUGCCACACUGGAUCAAAUAACACAUCAGGUACAUUCUCCUUCCCUUCAACUUUUCCUCAGUUCUCUUUUUAAGCCAUGGUUUUGAUGGAAUUGAACGGCAAAGAAUGUUCACUGUGGUUAAUUUACUUAACAUUCAUGUCCCAAAUCGUCGUCAAAGUUAUAUUCAUCUGCGACUUCCUCUUCGGUCGCAUGCUCGGUUCUAUCAUAUGAUUAUUCUUAAGACAAGAUUUCAUGGUUAUUUUGUUUUACCAUUGUAUUCUUUAUGA